This is a messenger RNA of Linum trigynum, 2452 nucleotides long. The record is from the annotation of a GenBank genome assembly. NCBI's taxonomy places the organism in Eukaryota, Viridiplantae, Streptophyta, Magnoliopsida, Malpighiales, Linaceae.
UCACAAACCAAAUUUUGUUUGUAUUUUUGAACCCAGAAUCAGUGGGAAGGAUGCUCUUGAGGUCAUCAGAACGCUUGGCUUUGAUUCCUGGGAAAUUUCAGAUGCUACUGGUUACAGUGGAGGGAUCUGGAUGCUCUGGAAUAAAAUUGAGAUUCAGCUAACUAAUCCUGUAAUCCACAAACAGUACAUCCAUGUGGAAUGCUCUACAACUGGUGGCAAUGCUAGUGUUCUUACUGCCAUCUACGCCAGUCCUAAUGAGCACGCCAGAGGGGAUCUGUGGGAGGCUCUACGAGGCAUUAGUCGCAGAACUCUCUGCCCUUGGAUGCUGUUUGGUGACUUUAAUUCUAUCACAAGGCCAACUGAAAAGCAAUGAGGGGCCAGUUUCAGCUUUGCCAAAGUAAGGGGAUUUGUGGAGUGCAUCGAGGACUGUGGUUUAAUGGAUCUUGGGUACACUGGGCCACGUUUUACUUGGUUCAAGGGAGGAUCAGGGGUUAAAGAGAGGCUUGAUCGUGGUCUUUGCAACCUGGCAUGGCACCAUAAGUUCCCCCAAACUCAUGUCUCCCACUUGAUCAAGAUGAGAUCGGAUCAUAGACCGAUACUGAUUUGCAAUAAGACUAUCCCUACAAAAUCCAAAUUGGUGAGACGUUUCCAGUUCCUUGCUCCUUGGUUGUCUCAUGAUGAGUUUCUUCCUUUUCUUUCCUCUUCAUGGAUUCGUGGUCAGGCUCUCCCUUGUGCCUUGCAGGACCUUUCCUCCAAGCUCCAAGUAUGGAACAAGGAAGUGUUUGGCAAUAUUUUCCAGAAGAAAAAGAGACUGGCGAAUAAAUUGCAUUCCUUGGAAACACUUAAUGAGAGGAAUCCUUCCACUUCCUCACUGGAGGAGGAAAAGAAGGUUAGAGAGGAUCUUGAAGAUGUCCUCUGGCAGGAGGAAAUCCUUUGGCUCCAGAAAUCAAGAGCCAACUGGACAAUCCACGGAGACCAGAAUUCCAGAUUCUUUCAUAGCAGCACGCUGAGCAGAAGAAAACGAAAUAAGAUCAUUAGCCUGAGAAAUGAAGCAGGAGAAUGGAUCACUGACCCGGAUUUGCUCCAAGACAUGGCAAGAGAACACUAUGUGAAGCUUUUCACCAAGUGCAAGUUGUGCAACAGAAGUGGCCAUCAUUCCAUCACUGCUACUUUCCCACCUAUUACAAGCUCUAGGUGGGAGCAGAUGGAAAGAUCUCCGACCUUUGAGGAAAUCCAUGGCAUCAUCAAAGAGAUGAACGGUCUUAAGGCACCUGGCAAGGAUGGUUUCCAUGCACUCUUUUUUCAAAGAUGCUGGAAACUUGUUGGUCAGGACUUCUUCAAGUCCAUCCAGGAAUGCUUUAGGAAUCCCGAGAGCAUCAGGACUCACAAUGAGACCCUUUUGGCUCUGAUCCCAAAAGUGGACUCCCCCAGUUCCAUGAGCCAGUUUCGACCCAUUAGCCUUUGUAAUGUGGGGUACAAAGUGGUGGCGAAAUGCAUUGCAAACAAGCUGAAAUGUCUUAUGCCCCACUUGGUCAAACCUAAUCAAUCUAGUUUUGUUCCAAAUCGACAUAUCACUGACAACAUUCUUAUUCUGCAGGAGACAGUGCAUUCGAUGGCUAGGAAAAAAGGCAAAAAGGGAAUGAUGCUUCUUAAACUGGACUUGGCCAAAGUAUACGAUCGCUUGGACUGGGAUUUUUUUGAAGAACCCAUUACCUUGGCAGGGCUUCCUCAAAGUAUCAUUCGUGUUAUCAUGAAAUGUGUCACCACUGUGGAAAUGCAGGUCCUGUGGGAAGGAGGGGAAACUCAAAGCUUCAAGCCAAGCAGAGGCCUUAGACAGGGAUGUCCCCUUUCUCCUUACCUUUUCACUCUUUGUGUUGAGAGAUUAGGUCAUUGCAUUUCCGAGGAAGUUAGUUUGAAUAGGUGGAAUCCUGUUAAGCUCUCAGCUGGAGGACCCCCCCUUAUCCCACUUGUUCUUUGCAGAUGACUUGGUGUUGUUUGCUGAAGCCUCUAUGAAGCAAGCAGAAAUUAUAAACCUUUGUGUUGAUAGGUUUUGUGAUGCUUCAGGAGAGCUUGUUAGUAAAGAAAAGUCUAGAGUUCUGUUCUCUAAAAAUACUAGGGAUAGUGACAGAAGACUUAUUUGUGACAAACUUGGCAUUCAAUCAACUUUGGACUUAGGUAGAUAUCUUGGUGUGCCUGUCAUUCAUGGUAGGAUCACUAGAAAUACCUAUAGGUACAUCAUUGAUAAGAUUGACCAGAAAUUGACUUCAUGGAAGGCUAGAACUCUCUCUCUUGCUGGAAGAGUUACUCUUGCUUUAUCAGUCCUUAAUGCUAUUCCCACUUAUGCUAUGCAGACAUCCAUCCUUCCUGCCUCUGUUUGUGACCUUAUUGAUAAGAAAAUCAGGUGGUUUGUGUGGGGAUCCAAUGAGGAAAAAAAGAAACUACACUUGAUUUC